Molecule: messenger RNA, 387 nt
Organism: Penicillium vulpinum
Lineage: Eukaryota; Fungi; Ascomycota; Eurotiomycetes; Eurotiales; Aspergillaceae
Exons: 1
Coding region: 1-387 (128 amino acids)
Source: RefSeq, a predicted model, not a curated record
AUGAAGCUGAUCCAAGCACCCCUCCUUGCCCUAACCCUCCUACUCCCAGCAAUCACAGCUGGCCACCCCACCGCACGUCCUCCCGAAGAACAGCAAUCCCACAGACACAACUGGGCCUUUGACCUGUUCCACGACAAGUAUUGCAUCGGCACUACGGUCAGCUACGCGGGACAGGGAUCCUCGGGCUGCCGCACCAACCUUGAGAACGGAGGUGCGGAGGCUUUCAUCAACGUCAAUGUCGAUCCGAGCUGCAAGGUGAAAUUGUACAAGGAUAAAAAUUGUUCACGACGCUCGAUGGUUGAAGAGGUGAAGACUGGUAUGACUACGAAGUGCAAAGCUCUCUCGCGGAAGAAGACAGUUCACAGCUUUGAGGUAUUUUGUCGGUGA